CCAGCAACAAGCGGGGCCGCAGCCCGUGCGUGCCGGCCGGGGAGCGCGACGUCGCGUGUCCGUCGUGCGUGGCUCCGUUGUGCUCGUUGUUGUGGUUGCGCUGCGCAGUGCUAGCGGCGCCCUGCUUACGGAUACAAGGGAGCCCGGCGAGCCGAGCCCCGAGGGAUACUGCCGGCGCCGCCGACUCGGAGACUCGGAGGCCGCGGCGCGCAGUGCGCAGCACCUCAGACAGCGCAGUAAUUACUUUGGCGCGAUUUCCAAUCAAGGAGCCGAGGCGGGUAGACGGGUCGACGGGUCCAGGGAUGUGACUGGGAUGUGACUCCAAGCACCACCAACAUGUCCUGAGAGGUCCUCCAAGAUGGCACUGGGCCUCGUCGCACUCCUCAAUGUGUGCCUCCUCCUGUUGCUGUCAUCCGGUGCCACGAGCCUGCGCAUGCUGCAGGUCAACAUCCCGGCCGUGGUGCUGCGGGGCGAGAAGGCCUCGCUGAUGUGCGACUUCGACCUAGGCAGCGACCGCCUCUACUCCAUGACGUGGUACAAGGACCACGACGAGAUCUACCGCUUUGUGCCGCGCGCCGCCAACAACCCAAAGCACUCCUACCUUGUGGACGGCGUGCACGUGGACGAACGGAGCUCGGACGAGCGCACUGUGGUGCUGCGCAGCGUGACUCUCAGGUCGUCGGGCAACUACCGCUGCGAAGUGUCGGCGGAGGCACCCUCCUUCCAGACCGUGCAUGGCGAGGGCCGUCUCGAGGUGGUCGCGCUGCCACAGCGAGGCCCCGAGAUAUCGAGACUGGACCGUGCGGAAUACCAGAUGGGGGACACGCUCAGUGUCAACUGCACUUCGGACCGCAGCUUCCCACCGGCAAAACUCCGCUGGUAUAUCAACGACAGACAGGUUGACCCCACGCUGGAGGCCCAGAUGUCGGCCCACGGCCUGGUGCGGACACACGCCCGCCUCGUGGUGCAGGUCGGCCCCCAGCACUUCCAGGACGGAAACAUGGCGCUGCGCUGCGUCGCCACCAUCCGGCCGUCAGAGCAGCCAAAAGAACCCGCUCAGGCCGCCCCUGCUCAGGCCGCCCCCGAGCGCACGAACCCCACGGCCGCGUCCUUGCCCACCAAGCACAGCCACCACCAGCCACUGCCGCGGAUAGCCAUGGAGAUCGACAACCGGGAAGCGCGGCUCCUGGACAUUCCUUUCACGUUAAAAGCUUACACGUAUUCUCUACAAACUAAACUGCUUGGAGCUUCCUUGGUGUUUGGUCAAGUUGAGACGGACGGUGAUUAG
Messenger RNA from Thrips palmi, 1288 nucleotides. RefSeq lists its product as uncharacterized. The record is from RefSeq and is a predicted model, not a curated record. Lineage: Eukaryota; Metazoa; Arthropoda; Insecta; Thysanoptera; Thripidae. The transcript is spliced from 7 exons. Bases 359 to 1288 code for a protein of 309 amino acids.